AUGGACAGACCUGACGGAAGGACUCCCAAUCAACUGAGGCCUCUAGCUUGCUCACAUUCCGUCCUCCACCGAGCCCACGGCUCGGCCACGUGGUCUCAAGGAGAAACCAAACUCCUUGCCGCAGUUUACGGACCUAAAGCAGGAGCCAAGAAGAACGAAAAUCCCGAAAAAGCUUCCAUUGAAGUUAUUUGGAAGCCUAGUACAGGCCAUGUUGGUCAAGCAGAAAGGGAGUAUGAAAUGAUAUUGAAGAAAACCUUGGAAAGCAUCUGCAUUCGUACCAUAUAUCCUAACACCACCACUUCUGUUAUCAUCCAGGUUGUCCAUGAUGAUGGUGCUCUUCUUCCAUGUGCAAUAAACGCAGCAUGUGCUGCACUCGUUGAUGCCGGAAUACCCCUAAAACAUCUCGCUGUUGCAAUAUGUUGUUCUGUAACAGAUGAUAAUUGUGUUAUAUUGGACCCUUCUAAACAAGAAGAGAAGAAAGCGAAAGCAUUUGCCUAUUUAGUUUUUCCAAACACAACUGUUUCUGUCGUACCAGAGAAGUUAUUGCAGGGCAGUGAUCCCACGGCACACGGAAUCAUCACAUCUGUUACACAUGGUGCUAUGUCAGUGGAUAAUUAUCUUCAUUGCCUAGAACGAGGGCGUGCCACAACUCAACGAUUGUCUGAAUUUUUGAGGAAGAACAUAGAACCAAAAUCUAUCCGCGAGGCAUCCAAAGCCGGAUGA
Molecule: messenger RNA, 723 nt
Organism: Vicia faba (fava bean)
Lineage: Eukaryota; Viridiplantae; Streptophyta; Magnoliopsida; Fabales; Fabaceae
Source: the annotation of a GenBank genome assembly